AUGAAACUUUUCAGUCACGACGAUGGAGGCUCCAGCUCCAGCUCCAACCAUACUUGCCCAAUGCCUCAGGACCUUUCCGCAGAAGCAUCAGAACCAUUUGCUGGGGAUAUGACUUUUCAUACUUUCAAUAAAAUUCUCUCUGGAUCUUGUGCUGCGUUCGUCUGUCUCGCCAUCUUCGUUCUGAUGACGAUGCAUGCUACGCACUUCAGCAACCCUGCCAGACAAAUAAAGAUUAUGAGAAUAUGUGUUCUUCUGCCUAUAUACGCAGUCUUGUCAUUCCUCGCUAUAGCCUUCCCGAACUCCUAUGUGUACCUGAUGGCUUGGGUGGACGUAUUUCAGGCUAUCGCGUUGUGCGCAUUCUUCUUCCUGCUCUGUGACUUUCUUAGUCCCGGACAGGAAGAGCGAGCUAUCUUCUUUGCGAAGCUUCAGCCCAAUUCAAAGACCUCAAAGCCAGUCGACGGUCUUACGUGGUUCAAGAAAAAAUGGAUCGCUGUUUUGCAAUAUCCCAUCGUGGCUUUCAUUGACGCAGUGGCUACCUCUAUCACCGAGGCAGCGGAUAUCUACUGCCUUGAGAGUAGCAAGGCGUACUUUGGACAUGUCUGGCUUAACGUGAUUCGCAUACUGUCUGUCUCCGUUGCCACAUUUUCAAUUCUUAUGUUCUACGCUACACUCAAGACCCACAUUUCACAGCACAAGCCGCUCACAAAGCUGAUCGCUCUUAAACUUAUCGUCGGACUUGUAUUCCUCGAAAAUAUUAUAUUCACAAUUCUUCGCUCCACGUCUGUGCUGGAGACUACUUCAAAGUUGACAUGGUCAGAUGUCCACAUGGGGAUUGAGACGCUGAUUAUAUGUCUCCAACUGGUCCCGAUUGCUUGUUUGUUCCACUACGCAUAUGGUAUUGGACCAUACCGACUUUCACGCCACACACCCGUUGACACCCAUGACUAUGCUACUGUCGAUCCCAAUGCACCUAUCCUGCCACAACGCUAUCAAGGUGGACCUUUGGGUAUCUGGGCUUGGUUUGCCAUGUGCAAUCCACUUGAAGAUGUCCGCGAUGUGCGCGAUACUUUCGGCAUGCUGAAUCAGGCUAGGCAUGGAUCGCGACAGAUCUUGCUGAAUAGCCCAACGGGAUACCCUUAA
Molecule: messenger RNA, 1140 nt
Organism: Penicillium brevicompactum
Lineage: Eukaryota; Fungi; Ascomycota; Eurotiomycetes; Eurotiales; Aspergillaceae
Product: OSTA/TMEM184 family protein
Exons: 6
Coding region: 1-1140 (379 amino acids)
Biological process (GO): transport
Molecular function (GO): transporter activity
Source: RefSeq, a predicted model, not a curated record